This is a messenger RNA of Frankliniella occidentalis (western flower thrips), 309 nucleotides long. RefSeq names its product palladin-like. Bases 1 to 309 code for a protein of 102 amino acids. Lineage: Eukaryota; Metazoa; Arthropoda; Insecta; Thysanoptera; Thripidae. The transcript has a single exon. The record is from RefSeq and is a predicted model, not a curated record.
AUGUCGUUCGGCGAUGACCCGAUCAACGAGGGCGACACGGCGGGGCUGCAGUGCAUGGUGGUGAAGGGCGACCAGCCCGUGGCGCUGGCGUGGUUCAUCGACGGCCGGCCGUACCGCCCCGAGCAGGCCGAGCGCGGCGUGCUGGUGAACAAGCAGGGCGCCAAGAUGAGCUUCCUGAGCAUCGACGCGACCCGGGCGGAGCACACCGGCGAGUACCGGUGCGAGGCCACCAACGCGGCGGGUCGCGACGUCCAGACGGCAACCCUCAACGUCAUAGGUGCGGCCACCACGAGCAGCUCGGUGGCAUGA